AUGGCUGACCCCAAGGAGGACAAGAUCCAGCCGGCGCUGGAGGAACAGAUCCCUGAACAUGGCCAACAUCAGGCCGAGAGCAGCACGCCUCUCGAAAAGCAGGACAGCACAGAUGAGCGCUCCGACGACGAAAGCGAUGACCAUGGCGCCGCCCUCAGGACCCUGCGAAGCCGCCAGAUGUCCAUGGGAGCCGACGGCCGCUCGGAGCUGGUGCGCAUCGCCACAGCCCUCUCCCACAGACAGUCGAGCGUGGCUGUCCCGACGCACAGCAGGCACCGGCUGAGUGGCGUUGAUGAAUACGACGAGGCUCUCGAUCCCGGGAAGCCAGGGUUUGACCUGGAAAAGUGGCUGAAGCGGUUCCUCAACCAGCUGCGCGAGCAGGGCAUGGUGUCUCGAAGCACCGGCGUUUCGUUCCGCAACCUGAACGUCUACGGAUCCGGCUCCGCCCUCCGUCUGCAGAGCACCGUGGCCAGUAUGCUCAUGUCGCCUCUGCGCAUUCCCGAGCUGCUGCGGACGCGCCGCGGCCCCAAGAAGCAGAUCCUGCGGGACUUUGACGGCAAGAUCAACGAGGGGGAGCUGCUCGUCGUGCUCGGGCGUCCGGGCUCCGGGUGCAGCACAUUCCUCAAGAUGCUGUGCGGUGAGACGCAUGGCCUGAACUUGGGCGAGCAGUCUGACAUCAACUUCAACGGCAUCCCCCAGAAGCAGAUGCAGAAGGAGUUCAAGGGCGAGGCCAUCUACAACCAGGAGGUUGACAAGCACUUCCCCCAUUUGACGGUCGGCCAGACUCUCGAAUUCGCCGCCUCUGUCCGCACGCCCUCGCACAGGAUUGCCGGCCUCAGCCGCCAAGAGUAUUCCCGAUACAUCGCCCAGGUCGUCAUGGCCGUGUUCAACCUUUCCCACACAUACAACACCAAGGUUGGCAGCGACUUUGUGCGUGGCGUUUCGGGUGGCGAGCGGAAGCGCGUCAGUAUCGCCGAGAUGACACUGUCGGCCGCGUCGUUUGCGGCGUGGGACAACAGUACUCGCGGCCUGGAUGCGGCCACAGCUCUGGCGUUUGUCCAGUCCAUGAGGACAUCGGCCAAUCUAGGCUCCCACACGUACGCCGUUGCGAUUUACCAGGCUAGCCAGGCCAUCUACGAUCUCUUCGACAAAGCCAUUGUCCUCUACGAGGGCCGCCAAAUCUACUUUGGCCCGGCGCACAAUGCGAGGCGAUACUUUGAGAAGCAGGGAUGGUACUGCGCCCCUCGCGCCACGACGGGCGACUUUAUCACGGGCGUCACGAACCCGCAGGAACGCCAGGCCAGGCCAGGCUACGAGAACAUCGUCCCCAACACGCCCGAUGAGUUUGAGCGGCUGUGGCGCACGUCGCCCGAGUACAAGGCGCUGCAACGCGAGCUCGACCAGCACGAGCAAGAGUACAUGGGCGAGGAGCGACAGCGGGAGACGAUUGAGCAAUUCCGUCGCGACAAGAACUACCGCCAGGCCAAGCACGUCCGACCCGAGUCGUCGUACAUUGUCAGCGUGCCCAUGCAGAUCAAACUGUGCACGAGGCGUGCCUACCAGCGCAUCUGGGGCGACAAGGCUGCCACCGUGUCGUCCUCCAUCAUCCAUCUCGUCAUGGCGCUCAUCAUUGGCUCCAUCUUCUACGGCACGCCGGACGCGACCGUGUCCUUCUUCCAGAAAGGCUCCGUCCUGUUCAUGGCCAUCUUGCUCAACGCGCUGACGGCCAUCUCCGAGAUCAACAGUCUGUACGCGCAGCGACCCAUUGUUGCCAAGCAUGCUUCGUACUCCUUCUACCACCCUGCCUGCGAGGCUGCGGCAGGUAUCGUCAGCGAUAUCCCCGUCAAGUUUGUGACCGCCACCGUGUUCAACGUGGUGCUCUACUUCCUGGCCAACCUGCGGCGUGAGCCGGCCCAGUUCUUCCUCUACUUCCUCAUCACGUACAUGAGCAUCUUCCUCAUGUCCGCCGUCUUCAGGACCAUGGCAGCCGCCACAAAGACCGUCUCUCAGGCCAUGACGGGCGCUGGCAUCCUGGUCCUCGCCCUGGUCAUCUACACGGGUUUCACCAUCACACAGAGCGACAUGAAGCCCUGGUUCUCCUGGAUCCGUUGGAUCAAUCCCAUCUUCUACGCCUUUGAGAUCCUGGUCGCCAACGAGUUUCACGGUCGCGAGUUUCCCUGCUCGAGCAUUGUCCCUCCGUACCCCAACCGCGCCGGCACCGACACGUUUGUGUGCACGGUGCAAGGAGCGGUGACGGGGAGUCUGACGGUCAGUGGUGACAGCUUCAUCGAGGCCAACUACGGCUACACGUAUGCGCAUGUCUGGAGGAACUUCGGCAUCCUCAUCGGGUUCCUGGUCUUCUUCAUGGCGUGCUACAUGUUCGUCGUGGAGAUCAACUCGGCCAACGAAAACACCGCCGAGGCGUUGGUCUUCCAGCGGGGCCACGUGCCAGCGCAUCUCCAGGAGAACGGCAAGGGUGCCUCGGCAGACGAGGAGUCCUCUGCGACGGCGAAUGGACGGGUGACAUCCGGGGAGGACAGCAAGGAGGCGCCUCCAGAGGUCCUCCCGCCGCAGCGUGAUGUCUUUACAUGGCGCGACAUUGUGUAUGACAUUGAGAUCAAGGGGGAGCCUCGCAGGCUGCUUGACCACGUCUCCGGCUGGGUCAAGCCCGGAACGCUCACGGCUCUCAUGGGCGUAAGUGGUGCGGGUAAGACGACGCUGCUGGACGUGCUAGCGCAGCGUACGACGAUGGGCGUUGUCACUGGCGACAUGCUCGUCAAUGGGACGCCUCUCGACGCGAGUUUCCAGAGGAACACGGGAUACGUCCAACAGCAAGAUCUCCAUCUCGAAACGUCGACGGUGCGUGAGAGCUUGCGGUUCAGCGCGGAGCUGAGGCAGCCCAAGUCGGUCAGCCGCGAGGACAAGUACGAGUUUGUCGAGGAGGUGAUCAAGAUGCUGGGCAUGCAAGACUUUGCCAACGCCGUCGUGGGCGUCCCGGGCGAGGGCCUGAACGUGGAGCAGAGGAAGCUGCUGACCAUUGGCGUGGAGCUGGCGGCGAAGCCCAAGCUUCUGCUCUUCCUCGACGAGCCGACCAGCGGCCUGGACUCCCAAUCGUCCUGGGCCAUCUGUGCUUUCCUCAGGCGCCUGGCCGACUCGGGGCAGGCGAUCCUGUGCACCAUCCACCAGCCGUCCGCGAUUCUCUUUCAGUCCUUCGACAGGCUCCUCUUCCUCGCCAAGGGCGGCAAGACUGUCUACUUUGGUGACAUUGGUGAGCAUUCUCGCACGCUGCUCGACUACUUUGAGGCGAGCGGCGGCCGCAAGUGCAGUGACAGCGAGAACCCGGCCGAGUACAUCCUCGAGAUUGUCAACCACGGCACGAAUGACCAGGGCAAGGACUGGCAUCAAGUCUGGAACGACAGCGAGCACAAGAGAGCCUCGCGGGCCGAGUUGGAUGCGAUUGAGGCCGAGAGACGAGGCCAGAACCGACCGGACGCCAACCCAGAGGAGUACCGAGAGUUUGCCAUGCCUCUCCGAGCGCAAACCUGGAUCGUCACGAAGCGGAUCUUCCAGCAGUACUGGCGUAUGCCUUCGUACAUCCUUGCCAAAUUCCUCAUGGGCAUGGCCUGCGGUCUCUUCAUCGGAUUCACCUUUUACCAGACGGGGCGAACCCUGUCGAUGCUGCAGAACACCAUCUUCGCCGUCUUCCUGCUCACGACCGUCUUCUCGACCUUGGUGCAGCAGAUUCAGCCGCUCUUUGUCACCCAGCGAUCGCUGUACGAGGUGCGGGAGCGGCCGAGCAAGGCGUACUCCUGGAAAGCGUUCAUGAUGGCCAACAUCAUCGUCGAGAUCCCCUACCAGAUCUUCACGGCGAUCCUCACCUUUGCGUGCUGGUACUACCCGGUCCUGGGCGUGCAGAGCUCGCAGAGACAGGUCCUCGUCCUGCUCUACGUGAUCCAGCUGUUCAUCUACGCGAGCGCCUUUGCGCACAUGACCAUUGCCGCGCUCCCGGACGCCCAGACGGCCGCCAACAUUGUCACGCUGCUCACGCUGAUGAGCAUCACCUUUAACGGUGUCCUCCAGACGCCCACCGCGCUGCCGGGCUUCUGGAUCUUCAUGUACCGCGUCAGUCCCUUUACCUACUGGAUCGCGGGCAUCGUCGGCACCGUCCUGCAUGACCGUCGCGUCCAGUGCUCGCAGCGGGAGCUCGCCGUCUUCGAGGCGCCCGCCGGCUCGACGUGUGGCGAGUAUCUGCAGCCCUUUUUCAGCGACGGCGCGCCGGGCUACCUCGUUGAUGCGGAUGCCACCACGUGCGAGUACUGCACGGUCACCGUGGCCGAUGAGUACAUUGCUGCCUCCCGCAUCUACUGGAGCGACCGGUGGAGGAACUUUGGCAUCAUCUGGGCGUACGUCGUGUUCAACGUCUUCAUGGCGGUGCUGCUCUACUACGUCUUCCGGGUCAAGAGGGUGCGUCUGGGCAAGAUCUCCAUGCCAAAGACGAAGAAGAUGCCGUGGGUAAAGGGGGCUUGA
Messenger RNA from Emericellopsis cladophorae, 4527 nucleotides. Its product is annotated as ATP-binding cassette transporter ABC1. Gene Ontology annotation, cellular component: membrane. Gene Ontology annotation, biological process: transmembrane transport. Gene Ontology annotation, molecular function: ABC-type transporter activity; ATP binding; ATP hydrolysis activity. The record is from RefSeq and is a predicted model, not a curated record. The coding region runs from base 1 to 4527 and encodes 1508 amino acids. NCBI's taxonomy places the organism in Eukaryota, Fungi, Ascomycota, Sordariomycetes, Hypocreales, Bionectriaceae. The transcript has 6 exons.